GAGCUGGUAACACACAGAAAAAUCGAUGCUUGUAUGUAGUAAUACAUCGUCACAAAUUUCAUGAUCGUUCCGAAUGAGUUGGUGAUUUAUAUGCGCAUAAUAGUUCAUCAAGGCAAUAUCGAACCUAAUCCGGGAUAAUAUCAUUUUAAUAUCAAGUGGUUGAAUUAUUAAAAACGAAGAUGAUGGGAGCGGUGAGAAUGGGCUCGCCCACAAAUGGUCCUAUGUUCAGAACUGACGUGCUGGGAACAAAAUCAGGGGCAUUUACAAAGAUGAGAUAUCUUCCAAACAGAGUUCCAGAUGAAACAAAACAUCUCGUUGAUUCGGUGCUUGAUCUGGAUACAAGUAAAGUACUGAACACUCUUGGAAUAUUCAAGCUCUUCUUGGUUGUUCCAAUGCUCAUCCUCGGGAUAAUAUUAAUCAGCAUUAACAGCGCGGAAAUUCAACAAAAUGAAAUAGAAGAUUCUAUUGUAGCUCGUCGUAACUUGACACAUGUUAUUUUACUGGAAGAUGAACCAGAGGAAUUGAGACCUACACGAAUUGGGAACGAAAGUUUAGCGCCUGUGUGGACAGGAAUCAUGUUGGCGGCAUCAGCUGCAACGGAUUUCAUCGCCGUUUGGAGGCGUCGCGGUUCAACGAUCAUUCUUUACAUGUUGACGUCAACGGUUACUUUCGUGGCUUCGAUUCUUUGCAUCGAAUAUGAUAGAUUGCAGAUGACAUUCAUAUUGAAAAACAAACAACACGAAGGACAUUUAUUUAAAUACAGAAUAUAUCUUGCAUGCGUUGUUCUGGCUUCAAUCGCCGUUUCGGUGAGCGUACUUUCAAUAUACGUAGGGUCAAGGAUGGGUGCAUUAGAAGAAUCUCGCCUUUACAUGGAGAGAGAGGGAAAGAACGCAGUUUUGAAAAAGAAAGAUAAAAUGGCGUGGUCUGCCGGAGUGUUGUGGCUUGCAAAUACAAUCAUUCGAAAAAACCGCCCGGCAACAAAUGGUCGAGAACACAUGCGCGGCGAAUUUGUUUCGGAAGAAAACAUUUCGGAGACAAGUGGAGAAUCCAUGUGGAACGAAGGAAAAUCGCCAUCACACCUCGUUCUGGCUCCACAAAAUUUAUAUCGUCAAGGAGAAGUAACGACAAAGUCGGAACAAACAAGGAUGCUUCGAAAAUCGGAAAAUACAACAUUGACUCGGGUGACAGAUUGAACAGAUAUCAAACGAAUGAUUCAAAAAGAUCGCGUUUACGGCGAAUGGAAAAGCUGAACGAGCAACAUCUACGAUGGCAAAAGAAACGACAAUGAUAACCAAUCAUUACUAAUUCUACGUCGCGCAUGGACACGCAUUCUACAACAUACAUUCAACAAGACAGCUAUACUCAAAUAUAUGGACACAUAGAGCCACAUAAUUUUGAUGACGUCAUAGCGAAAAAAAGUAAUUGCCUUCUGGAGAAAAAUUCUAUCUUCAACCACUGAAAAUUUCAAAGCAAUUGGUCC
Messenger RNA from Styela clava, 1480 nucleotides. RefSeq lists its product as uncharacterized. The record is from RefSeq and is a predicted model, not a curated record. NCBI's taxonomy places the organism in Eukaryota, Metazoa, Chordata, Ascidiacea, Stolidobranchia, Styelidae.